This is a messenger RNA of Cercocebus atys (sooty mangabey), 4538 nucleotides long. Its product is annotated as tenascin-X-like. The record is from RefSeq and is a predicted model, not a curated record. Gene Ontology annotation, molecular function: protein binding. Lineage: Eukaryota; Metazoa; Chordata; Mammalia; Primates; Cercopithecidae.
GGACAGGGACGGGCGGCCCCAGGUGGUGCGUGUCGGGGGCGAGGAGAGUGAGGUCACCGUGGGGGGCCUGGAGCCCGGACGCAAGUACAAGAUGCACCUGUACGGCCUCCACGAGGGGCAGCGCCUGGGCCCGGUGUCUGCCGUGGGCGUCACAGCUCCAGAGGAUGAAGCCGAGACCACCCAAGCAGCGCCCACCACGACCCCUGAGCCCCCCAUCAAGCCUCGCCUGGGGGAGCUGACCGUGACUGACGCCACCCCCGAUUCCCUCAGCCUGUCCUGGACGGUCCCCGAGGGCCAGUUUGACCACUUCCUGGUCCAGUACAGGAAUGGGGACGGGCAGCCCAAGGCGGUGAGGGUGCCGGGGCACGAGGACGGGGUCACCAUCUCAGGCCUGGAGCCAGACCACAAGUACAAGAUGAACCUGUACGGCUUCCACGGUGGCCAACGCGUGGGUCCCAUGUCUGUCAUCGGGGUGACGGCUGCAGAGGAAGAAACUCCCACCCCCACAGAACCCAGCACGGAGGCCCCAGAGCCCCCUGAGGAGCCGCUCCUGGGGGAGCUGACGGUGACAGGAUCCUCCCCUGACUCGCUGAGCCUCUCCUGGACCGUCCCCCAGGGCCGCUUCGACUCCUUCACCGUGCAGUACAAGGACAGGGACGGGCGGCCCCAGGUGGUGCGUGUUGGGGGCGAGGAGAGCGAGGUCACCGUGGGGGGUCUGGAGCCCGGACGCAAAUACAAGAUGCACCUGUACGGCCUCCACGAGGGGCGGCGCGUGGGCCCGGUGUCUGCUGUGGGUGUGACAGCUCCAGAGGAUGAAGCCGAGGCCACCCAAGCAGUGCCCACCGCGACCCCUGAGCCCCCCAUCAAGCCUCGCCUGGGGGAGCUGACCGUGACUGACGCCACCCCCGAUUCCCUCAGCCUGUCCUGGACGGUCCCCGAGGGCCAGUUUGACCACUUCCUGGUCCAGUACAGGAAUGGGGACGGGCAGCCCAAGGCGGUGAGGGUGCCGGGGCACGAGGACGGGGUCACCAUCUCAGGCCUGGAGCCAGACCACAAGUACAAGAUGAACCUGUACGGCUUCCACGGUGGCCAGCGCGUGGGUCCCAUGUCUGUCAUCGGGGUGACGGUUGCAGAGGAAGAGACCCCCAGCCCCACAGAACCCAGCACGGAGGCCCCAGAGCCCCCUGAGGAGCCACUCCUGGGGGAGCUGACAGUGACAGGAUCCUCCCCUGACUCGCUGAGCCUCUCCUGGACCGUCCCCCAGGGCCGCUUCGACUCCUUCACCGUGCAGUACAAGGACAGGGACGGGCGGCCCCAGGUGGUGCGUGUCGGGGGCGAGGAGAGCGAGGUCACUGUGGGGGGCCUGGAGCCCGGGCGCAAGUACAAGAUGCACCUGUACGGCCUCCACGAGGGGCGGCGUGUGGGCCCAGUGUCCACUGUGGGCGUCACGGCGCCCCUGCCCACACCGCCGCCCGUGGAGCCCCGCCUGGGGGAGUUGACGGUGGCAGCCGUGACCUCAGACUCAGUGGGCCUCUCGUGGACCGUAGCCCAGGGGCCCUUUGACUCCUUCCUGGUGCAGUACAGGGACACGCAGGGGCAGCCCCAGGCAGUGCCUGUGAGCGGAGACCUCCGAGCGGUCACCGUCUCAGGGCUGGACCCGGCCCGCAAGUACAAGUUCCUGCUCUUUGGACUCCAGAAUGGGAAACGCCACGGCCCAGUCCCUGUGGAGGCCAGGACCGCCCCAGACACGAAACUGUCUCCCCGCCUGGGGGAGCUGACUGUGACAGAUGCGACCCCUGACUCCGUGGGCCUCUCGUGGACGGUCCCUGAGGGCGAAUUCGACUCCUUCGUGGUCCAGUACAAAGAUAAGGAUGGUCGGCUCCAGGUUGUGCCAGUGGCAGCCGACCAGCGGGAGGUCACAGUCCCAGGCCUGGAGCCCAGUAGGAAAUACAAGUUCCUGCUGUAUGGUCUGGCAGGCAGGAAGCGAAUGGGCCCCAUCUCUGCUGACAGCACCACAGCUUCCCUGGAGAAGGAGCCACCUCCCCGCCUAGGGGAACUGACCGUGACCGAGGAGACCUCCAGCUCCCUGCACCUGUCCUGGACGGUAGCCCAGGGCCCCUUUGAAUCCUUCGUGGUCCAGUACAGGGACACAGACGGGCAGCCCAGGGCAGUGCCUGUGGCCGCAGACCAGCACACGGUCACCAUAGAGGACCUGGAGCCUGGCAAGAAGUACAAAUUUCUGCUCUACGGGCUCGUUGGGGGAAAGCGCCUGGGCCCGAUCUCCGCCCUGGGAAUGACAGCCCCAGAAGAGGACACGCCAGCCCCAGAGUUAGCCCCAGAGGCCCCUGAGCCUCCUGAAGAGCCCCGCCUAGGGGUGCUGGCCGUGACCGACACAGCCCCAGACUCCAUGCGCCUCUCGUGGAGCGUGGCCCAGGGCCCCUUUGAUUCCUUCGUGGUCCAGUAUGAGGACACGAACGGGCAGCCCCAGGCCUUGCUCGUGGACGGUGACCAGAGCAAGAUCCUCAUCUCAGGCCUGGAGCCCAGCACCCCCUACAGGUUCCUCCUCUAUGGCCUCCAUGAAGGGAAGCGCCUGGGGCCCCUCUCAGCUGAGGGCACCACAGGGCCGGCCCUGCUGCCGCCAGACCUCAGGGAGCCGGACCCCGCUGCUCCCCAGCCUCCGUGCUUCGGACCUGCGUCCGGGGGCGCUGUACAGCCUGACACUGUACUGGGCUGCCGAGGGACCCACAAGGCUGACAGCAUCCAGGCACGCUCGCACCUCAGCCGCAGUGGGUGGGCGAGUGGUGGUGGCCUGGAGGAAUCUGCGAGUCCGACUUCCAUUCGGGGACGUAGAGGAAAAGGGGUGCUGGAGCCUGUGCUGGUAGCAGAGCCUCGCUUCAGUGAAAUCAGGGAGACUCAGCCAAGGUCAACCUGGAUGCCCCCGCCGUCGCGGGCGGACAGCCUCAAAGUCUCAUACCAGGCUUGGCGGACGGGAGGUUGGGGGGAGCCACAGAGCGUGCAGGUGGACGGCCGGGCCCGGACCCAGGAACUCCAGGGGCUGAUUCCCAGGGCGCCUCGCCUCGAGGUGGACCUGUGGUCUCCAGUCCGAGGCUUUGAGGAGAGUGAGCCUCUCCAGGGCUUCCUCACCACGGUUCCUGACGGCCCCAACCAGUUGCGUGCACUGAACUUGAAGGGGUUCGCCGUGCUGCACUGGAGCCCGCCCAGAAUUCCCGUUGAGGCCUAUGACGUCCAGGUCACGGCCCCUGGGGGGGUAGCAGGGCCCGCCCUCUGCAGGCCGGGCCCAGGCAGCGCGGUGGACUACCCCCUGCAUGACCUCGUCCUGCACACCAACUACACCGCCACUGUGCGCGGCCUGCGGGGCCCCAACCUCACCCCAGGCAGCAUCACCUUCACCACAGGGCUAGAGGCCCCUCGGGACUUGGAGGCCAAGGAAGUGACACCCCGCACAGCCCUGCUCACUUGGACUGAGCCCAAUCGGCCCACAGGCUACCUGCUCAGCUUCGACACCCUGGGUGGCCGGACCCAGGAGAUCCUGCUCCCGGGAGGUUCACCAUCUCACCAGCUCCUCGGCCUCUUUCCCUCCACCCCCUACAAUGCACGGCUCCAGGCCAUGUGGGGCGAGAGCCUCCUGCCGCCCGUGUCCACCUCUUUCACCACCGGUGGGCUGCGGAUCCCCUUCCCCAGGGACUGCGGGGAGGAGAUGCAGAACGGAGCCGGUGCCUCCAGGACCACCACCAUCUUCCUCAACGGCAACCGCGAGCGGCCCCUGAACGUGUUUUGUGACAUGGAGACUGAUGGGGGCGGCUGGCUGGUGUUCCAGCGCCGCAUGGAUGGACAGACAGACUUCUGGAGGGACUGGGAGGACUAUGCCCAUGGUUUUGGGAACAUCUCUGGGGAGUUCUGGCUGGGCAACGAGGCUCUGCACAGCCUGACGCAGGCAGGUGACUACUCCAUGCGCGUGGACCUGCAGGCUGGGGACGAGGCUGUGUUCGCCCAGUACGACUCCUUCCGCGUAGACUCGGCUGCGGAGUACUACCGCCUCCACCUGGAGGGCUACCACGGCACCGCAGGGGACUCCAUGAGCUACCACAGCGGCAGUGUCUUCUCUGCCCGUGAUCGGGACCCCAACAACUUGCUCAUCUCCUGCGCCGUCUCCUACCGAGGGGCCUGGUGGUACAGGAACUGCCACUACGCCAACCUCAACGGGCUCUACGGGAGCACAGUGGACCAUCAGGGAGUGAGCUGGUACCACUGGAAGGGCUUCGAGUUCUCGGUGCCCUUCACGGAGAUGAAACUGAGACCAAGAAACUUUCGCUCCCCAGCCGGGGGAGGCUGAGCUGCUGCCCACCUCUCUCGCACCCCAGUAUGACUGCCGAGCACUGAGGGGUCGCCCCGAGAGAAGAGCCAGGGGCCUUCACCACCCGGCUGGUGGAGGAAGCCUUCUCCGCCAGCGAUCUCGCAGCACUAUGUUUACAGUGGGGGGAGGGGUUCGUAUGGGAGCAAUAAAGGAGAAACUGAGG